This is a messenger RNA of Cygnus atratus (black swan), 4552 nucleotides long. It is a transcript of the gene HMGXB4, whose product is annotated as HMG-box containing 4. The record is from RefSeq and is a predicted model, not a curated record. Bases 223 to 2256 code for a protein of 677 amino acids. The transcript is spliced from 11 exons. NCBI's taxonomy places the organism in Eukaryota, Metazoa, Chordata, Aves, Anseriformes, Anatidae.
CGCUCGGCGCUCGGCCCUUGUCUCCUUCCCCAAGAUGGCGGCGGCGGAGGGAGGCGAGGCGGGAAGCGGGGGCGCGGAGUGAGGCGGCCGCGGCGCCUCCUCCCCGUCCCCUGCCCCCGGGGCCGCGUCAAGCCGGGGCCCGCUCGGACCUUUUCCUUUAGAUGGGAACGGGGGAAGGAGCCCAGACGUGGCAACACAUUCUCAGGCUCCUGCAGGACCGCCAUGGCUUAUGAUGACUCCAAGAAGAAAGAAGAGUUCCUAGAGAGUGACCGAAGUGAUGUGGAGCUGGCUACGGUCAGGACACAGCGAGAGAAAAAACGGUCUUACAGGGAUCAGCUGCAAGAGGAGGAGAGAAUAGCAACACAGGACAGUGAGCUCUUUCCAGGCACAGAACCUCACAAAAAGAAGAAGAAGCACUCCUCCGAUGAGUACGGCUCCAGAGAUCUUUCAUCUUUGGAUCCACCAUCAAAGAAGAAGAAAAAAGCAGUUUCAAGCCCAUCCUCAGCUGAUAAAAACAUGGAUGUACUCAAGGCUAUCACCUCACCUUUGGCCACAAGCUCCAAGUCUUCAAAGAAGACAUCCGAAAAAUCAUCUUAUUCUUCCUCUGGCCAUUCUGAAAGCAAAAAGGAGCACCACAAGAAGAAAUUGAGUGGAAGCAGUGGGGAGCACUCAGUGGAUGAUGGCAGCUACCACAAAACUAAAAAAAUGAAACCUCUCUAUGUGAACACAGAGACCCUUACUCUUCGUGAACCUGAUGGCUUGAAGAUGAAGCUUAUCCUUUCACCAAAAGAGAAAAGUAGUGCUGCAGAUGAUGAUUCUUUCUCCUACUCUUCAGCACCAGCAGCUGCAAAGAAAUCUUCCAAAAAAUCAUCUCGAGAUGAGCAGGGCUCAUUCCAUCUGGGUCAUGAAGUGCAGAGCUUCCAGAAGUCAUCCCGGAAGAAGCACAAACCUCCUCCAGACUCACGUCCCCCUUCUGAGAGUUUUGGUGCCGACACAUCCAUGUUUUCGGAAGGCCAUGGGAGUGAGUAUGAGACUUCGGGUGUGGAGGCACCACCAGAAUCUGGUUCCUCUUCUGGUGGGGAGUUGGAGGCUGGAGAGCUAGUGAUAGAUGAUUCCUACCGGGAGAUCAAGAAGAAGAAGAAGUCAAAAAAAAGUAAGAAAAAAAAAGACAAGGAGAAACACAGAGAGAAGAAACAUUCUAAAUCUAAAAAGAGUUCUGGGCACUCUUCUGUGGCAGUAGCAGAAGUAACAGUGUCACCACCACCUCCUUCCAGUACUCCCUAUGUUCUUCCUCCACCUCAUCCUACUAUUUAUCACUCAGAUGGACAAAGUGAGAGGAGGAGGAAGAAGGAAGAAAAGGAGAAGGAAAAAGCUGAAAAAUGGGAAAAAGAAAAAGAAAAGGAACGAGAAAAGGAAAAGGAACGAGAAAAGGAAAAGGAAAGAGAAAGAGAAAAGGAAAAGGAACAAGAAAAGGAAAGAGAAAAGGAACGGGAAAAGGAAAGAGAAAAGGAACGGGAAAAGGAAAAGGAAAGAGAAAAGGAACGAGAAAGAGAAAAGGAACGGGAAAAGGAAAGAGAAAAGGAACGGGAAAAGGAAAGAGAAAAGGAACGGGAAAAGGAAAGAGAAAGAGAAAAGGAACGAGAAAGGGAAAGAGAAAGGGAAAAACCAAAGAAGAAAAACAUGUCUGCCUAUCAAGUGUUCUGUAAGGAGUAUCGUACAAAUAUUGUGUCUGAGCACCCUAGGAUAGAUUUUGGAGACCUAAGUAAAAAGCUGGCAGAAGUGUGGAAGCAGCUCCCUGAGAAGGAUAAACUGGUCUGGAAACAGAAAGCUCAGUAUCUGCAGCACAAGCAGAAUAAAGCAGAAGCCACCACUGUGAAGCGAAAGGCAUCGUCUUCAGAUGGUGCUCCAAAAAUAAAAGCUUCUCCACCAGGAGUGAUUUCCCCUCAAAAGAAAUCCCCCACCAGCACUGUGGUGUUGCCUUCCUCACCAGCCAAAGUCCCUGAGACAGAUCCUAUAGAUGUAGCUGCACAUUUACAAUUGCUGGGCGAAUCUCUGAGCCUCAUUGGACACAGACUGCAGGAAACAGAGGGAAUGGUGGCUGUUUCAGGAAGUUUGUCAGUACUUCUGGAUUCUAUCAUCUGUGCUUUGGGCCCAUUAACAUGUCUGACCACACAACUACCUGAGUUGAAUGGCUGCCCUAAGCAAGUUUUGUCAAACACACUAGACAACAUCGCCUACAUCAUGCCUGGACUUUGAUGGGAAAAGAUCCUGGGAUUUACUCAACUUCUGUGUAACUGACCUGUGUACAUAUGCACUACACCGGCACUCCCAAAGGACUCUGUGUGUAGGGUUUUAAAUUUUUUUAACUGUACAGUAUACAAAUAGGAUUGUAACUGUCUUAUUUUUUUGAAAAGUUGUGAAGUUAAGGUGAGAGAACAGAUCUUCGCCGGUGGAUGAAAUGUCAUCCAAUCUAAAAGUAUUUGUAUGAAGAAUUCAGAAAGGUUUUGAGAUACUAGCCUUAAAUUCAGAUCCUUUAGUGGGGGAAGCAGCCAGAGAAUGGACUUCUCAAUGUAAGGAAGGACACAUCACCAUGAGAGUAGUCAUAGAAACAACCCAGAGAGGUUGUUGAAUCUCCAUCCUUGAUGAUAUUCAAAUACUGAGUGAGCGGCCUUCUGUAGUUGGACUUAAUUUAGAAGCAGGGGUUGGACAAGACGACCUCCUGAUACCCUUUCCAGUGUAAAGUAUUCUUUAUAGUCUAUGGGCAUGUAGAGAAGGUAAUGUAGGUUGGACCAAGAAAUAGAAUUGAACUCUUCACCUGACCUUUUUUUUUUUUUUUUUUUUUUUAAUUUAAAAUCCGCUUGAGGGGAAAGCUGGAGAGUUGAUCAAAGAUGCAGAGAGCUCUCCCUCUUGGUCACAUCUUCUAACCCCCCCUCUUUGGUCAGUAAUAACUAAAAGUUGUCAGUGUCAGCUUACUGGUCUGGUAGCUGGCAUUUGUCAUGAAGUUGAAGAUGACAGAGAAUUUAAUCUUUUCUUUUCGACUUGCAUCCAAAUCAUCAUUAGCACCGAUUUAUCAACAGACUUCAUUGGCUUGAGAGGAUGCACCUCCUGCUGAUUUUUCCAGGGCAUGGUCAGCCUGUUUUGAUGGAGAAGAGAGCGAUAGCAGAUGGGAAAAACUUGGAUCGCUUCUGCCCAUCUUGCCCCUGGUUUGUGAACAGACAACCUUGGUUUCUGAGUUUGCUGAUCCCCCAUCCCUUUCACCAGCAGUAUUGAAAGAGCCAUGGUGCUGCUGUGAGACGUUGACUAAUGACCAAUUUGAAGCAGUUGCAGCCGACCAAGGUACCUGUGAGUGGAUAGGACUUAUCCCCCUUCUUUCUAGCCACAUACUUGGUGUUUGGCUUUCCGUUCCUCUAGAAGAGGAGCUGCAGGAGAGCAUUUGAUUUUCAUAUAGGCGUUUCUGUGUCUGUAUGUAUGUGUAUGUGGUGUGCAUAUCAUAUGUAUUUAACUUUUACCGAUAUCUGUAACAGAUUUUAAUUUAUCCUGUAUAUUACUGUGUACAUAUAUAUAUAUAUAUACACGUAAUUUAAAAGCAAAAAUCCCUCCCUCUACCAACGGUGUGUGGAAGAUACCAAGUCUGCCUCACCACUUCCUGCAGGAAUCAGAUGUGUGUACAGUAGUAAGCAGUGGCAUUGUAUGGGGGAAUUACCAGAAAGAUUUUGUCUGUAGAAAGUGGUUAUCUUGAGAAGCUAGGUAGAACAGAUGAAAUAUAAUUUGACUUCAGGAUAUUCAGCCUUACAGCAUAACAAAUUUAGAAUGACAGAAGAGCAUUCAUUUUUCCUUCCACGUUGAAGUCUAGAUUGCCUUUUUCAGGGCAGUUGAGAUUGAACUGACCCUUUUUAUGGCUGAGCCCUAGUCUUAAAAAAUUAAAUCCUCAGGUGUGUGGGAGGAUGUUUCUCCCCAUUCCUCUUUACUGUAUUUUCCCCAGGUGUGCUCGUACAAGGUACUCUGUCUCUUACAGAGCUUUUCUCAUUUCAGUGUUAGGCUUUCUCAAUCAGUUAGCGGAAGAGGCAGAAGCUUCUCACACCACCAUCCACGUUCUCAACCCAAGCCUCAGACCAGAGCAUCCGUGUUUUCACAGUAUGUGACUAAUCCCAGCGAGCCUGGAGUUGGAGAGGGCCCAGGAGGGAGGCGGUCUGCUGCUGCUUCUCAUCCUGGCCCCUACCGAAGGAUUCUGCUGCAAGGCAACCGGCUCUUCCCAGCCCUCUGCAGCUGAGAGCUUUGGGUACACGGUAAAAAUCUGCUCUGCGAGGACCGGAGGGGGAUCGGCUUCAGCUUUGUCAUCUCUACAGUGGAAAACCUUUCCUCGAAGAGCUUGAAAACCUAACCCACACCCCCCCCCGUCCCGUGUUUGUACGUGAGAUUUGUACACUUUGUAUCUCGUGCUGUUCAGUACCAGCGGGAAGAUUUGCCCGCGCCUCGCCGCUUUUAUACUUUUGUGCUCCCGUUCCCAACGGCCCCUUUUUGUACCGUUCCGACAAUAUAUUUUUGUUACACA